Messenger RNA from Dictyostelium purpureum, 3945 nucleotides. RefSeq lists its product as uncharacterized. The record is from RefSeq and is a predicted model, not a curated record. Lineage: Eukaryota; Evosea; Eumycetozoa; Dictyosteliales; Dictyosteliaceae. Bases 1 to 3660 code for a protein of 1219 amino acids. The transcript is spliced from 3 exons. Gene Ontology annotation, molecular function: RNA binding.
AUGGACCAUAAAUACAAUAACUAUAACAAAAAUAAGUACAUUAAAAAAGAGAAAAAACCAAAUCCACCAUCAACCAAUCUUUAUAUCAAGGGUUUUGAUUCACAUUUUUCUGAUGAUGAAUUUUUAAAAUUCUUUUCCCAAUUUGGUACAAUUAAAAGUCAUCAAGUAAAUGAAAACCAGAAAGGUCUUUUUGCUUUUUGUGAAUAUGCUAACCAAAAUCAAGCCGAUAAUGCUAAGCUCUCACUACAAAAAAUUCAUUGGAGAACAAAAAAACUCUACUGUGAUUAUGCAUCAUCCUAUAAAAAUCCAAAUAAACCAUCAAAUAUAUACCCAGAAGAACUUCAUGAUAAUUAUGUUGAUAAUUGCAAUAUUAACAACAAUAUUAUUAACAAUAGUAAUAAUAACAAUAAUAAUGAUAUUCCUUUAGAUUUAUCCUCAUCGUCAAUAUAUUUUAAUGAUUAUAAUAGUAACAACAAUAUCAAUAAUAAUUAUAAUAAUAAUAUUAAUAAUAUUAAUAAUAUUAAUAAUAAUAAUAAUAAUAAUAAUAAUAAUAAUAUUAAUAUUAAUAAUAAUAAUAAUAUUAAUAUUAAUAAUAAUAAUAAUAUUAAUAAUAACAAUAAUAAUAAUAAUAAUAAUAAUAGUUAUAAUUAUAAUAGCCAACAAAUCAAUGCUUCAUCAUCUUUCCCAAAAUCUAGGCUUUUUGUUGGCGGUUUUGGCGAAAAUAAUAAAGCAGAAGUUAUUAGAUUAUUUUCAGAAAUUGCUCCAAUUGUAAAAUAUCAUUUUGAUGAGAAAAAAAAUUUUGCUUUUGUGGAAUAUGGUGGCCCAGAGGAGGCUGAAAGAGCUUUGGCAAGAUUUAAAGAUUAUAAUAUGGGGGAAGGUAGAUCUUUAAGAUUAAACUAUGCUCUACCGCCAGGUCAAAGUAAUAAUGGUGGUUUAAAUACUAGUACAGGUGGUAUUUCCACUUUUCCCUUGAACCAUAGUAAUGGUAAUAUUGUUACUACCAACAGCAACAGCAACAAUAACAAUAACCACAACAACAAUAGUAAUAGCAGCAAUAAUAAUAGCAGCAAUAAUAAUAGCAGCAAUAAUAAUAGCAGCAAUAAUAAUAGCAGCAAUAAUAAUAGCAGCAAUAAUAAUGGCAGCAAUAAUAAUAGCAGCAAUAAUAAUAGCAGCAAUAAUAAUAGCAGCAAUAAUAAUGGCAACAAUAAUAAUAGCAGUAAUCGUAGAAGAUCAGCUUCACCCAAUGGAAUAUCAUUAAAAAGACAAAGGUAUGAAAGUGGAAAUAUAACUGAUAGAAGUAGAUCAAGAAGCAAAUCUCCAAUGAAGAAAUAUAAUUAUAACAAUGGUUAUAAUAACUAUAACAGUGGAAAUGGGUUCAACAAUAAUAGUAAUAACAAUAAUAACAAUGGAAAUAAUGGUUAUAAUAAUAAUAAUAACAAUAAUAAUAAUGGUAACAAUUACAAUAAUUAUAAUAACAGAAAUUAUAUGAGAUCAUCAACUGGUGGUAGUGGUUAUCAAAGCGAUCAAAGUAGAGAAAGAAGUAAGAGUCCUUAUCGUAGUAGAUCAAGAUCUAGAAGUAACUCAAGAUCAAAUAGUUUUAAUAAUAACAACAACAACAAUAACAACAAUAGAUUUAAUAACCAAAACAACAGUAAUUAUAGAAGACACAGUUAUGGCAACAAUAAUAACAAUAACAACAACAAUAGUAAUAAUAAUAUUAACAACUAUAAUAAUAGUAAUAAUAAUUAUAACAAUAAAUCAUACCAUAGUAACAAUAAGAGAUAUAGUUAUGGAAAUAAUAAAUAUGUCAAUAAUAACAUUCAACAAAGAGGUAGAGAAAGAGAUAGAUCAAGAAGUAGAUCAAGAUCAAAUUCAAGAAAUAGAUUUUAUCAUAAAAAUAGAGAUCAUUUAAAUAAAUCUGAUAGCUACAACGAAAAUCAUGACUAUAAACAAAAGAGAUCUUCUGUUGAUUCAAAUAGUGCCCAUAACAACAAUAACAACAAUAGUAAUAAUAUUAACAAUGAAGAUAUUAACAAUUCAAUCGAAGAUUAUGAUAACAGUAUCAACACAAGUAAAAAUGAAGAUAUCGACAAUGAAUAUAACAACAUAAAUAAUAGUCAAAAUGAAGCUAUUAUUUGUCAAUCUAGUGACAAUGGUGAUAAUCUAAAAAUAUAUGAUGGAUUUGAAGAUAAACAAGAGGUAUACUACUCAAACAAUAUUGAUGAAGAAGAAAUGGAUAGCAAGAAUAAUAGUGACGAAGAAGAGGCUAGCUAUGUGUUGGAUAAAGAUCACCCCAAUCACAGUGAAAAUGAACAUUCUCAAGAUGAAUUUGGUGAAUCUUUAAAGAGAAAUGAAUCAGAUAGCGAAGUCAUUAAAAAGAAUACUGAUGAGCCAGGAAAAGGGGAUUAUCAAAAGGACGUGGAUUUUGAAGACAAAAAAGAAAUUGAAAAUAACAAUAGUGAAAAAGAGUUUAAAAACAGUGAAUCUGGUGAAAUCUCUAUCAAAAAAGAGGAACAAAUCAAAAAUGAAAUUGAAUUAAGACCACAUGUUAAAGAAGAAAAAGUUAAAGAAGAAAAAGUUAAAGAAUCACAAGACCCACAUAUUGGUAGUAAUGAAUUUAUCGUUUGCAGUUCAAAUACAACACCAACCAUUACCGAAUCUGACCCAAUGUUCAAUAGUGAUUCGUCAUCUAAUGCAACAAAUCCACUCCCAUCAAGCCCCUUACCACCAUCACCAAAAGCUGCCACUGCUUCAUCAAAUACAACCACAACCGGCAGUCCAAAUAUCAAAAGCGAUGACAUCAAUAUCAAUAACAACCAUAAUAACAACGAUAACAAUAAUACACAACAUUCACCAGAAUAUUACAAAAUUAUGGAAGCCCUCAAAAAAUUAUUUUAUACACUUAUGGCAGAAAUUCAAAAGAAGAAUUAUUCGCAAAAUAAAAAUUCAGAAAAUGAAAAGAAAGAAUUUGAUUCAUUAAGAGGAGAUCUUCAUAAUUUUAGAAAAGAAUCAAUUGGUAAACAAGAUUAUCUUUGGAAGAAGUCUGAUGGUGAAUCGGAAAGAAGAUUCACUGAUUUGCACAAAAAACUUAAUGAGGAUUUCAAUAAAAAGAUACAAUUAUUUGAAAAAGUGGUAAUGGAUGGAUUCAACAAAAUUAUGGAUGACACAAGUGUGUUUAAAGGUGAACUUCAAAAUUUAAAAACAGAGAUAAGGAUGAUCGAUGUUUCAAAACAAGACUUUUUAAAUAUGGGAUACAAAGUUGAUCAGUUAACAGGAGAAUUAAAAAAUUUAAGAAGUACAACUGCUCAAACAUCACAAUUGUCAAAUAACAACCAAUCGCAAACUAAUGAAAAAAUUACAAAAAUAGUCGAUAUAGUUUCAAAAUUUGACGAAACAUUAAAUAGCUUCACCUCUGCUCAACAACAACUAAAUGAGGAAUUCCAAAACAAACAAUUACAACUACAGCAACAAAUCAACCAAAUUCAACAACAACUACAGCAACAAAGCUCUCAACCAUCUUCUCAACAAUCCCAAAAUGGCCCAGCGUUUGGUUCAUUUAUGAAAAAACUUUAUCCUAUUGAUGCCUUAUCAAAUAAAAUUUUUAGUGUUGAAACCAAAUUGGAUGGUUUAGAGUCUUUUAUGACUGAUUUUAAAAAAUGAUAUAAUUAAUCAAAUUCGAACUGUUAUAAAUAGUAAUACCAAUCAUAGUAAUAACAAUAGUACAAAUAUAAAUACAAAUUCAAAUACAAACAAUAUUAAUAAUAGCAGCAAUAGUAACAGUAGCAUUUUAAGUGAUAAAGACAAUAGUGACGAAGAUGUUCCUCCUCCAAUUUAUAAACGUCCUGGUAGAACAGCCCGUAAACAAAAAAAUAAAGAUUAAAAAUGGUAGAAAAUUUAAUAUUUCAAGAUUAGUAAUCUUUAAAUUUUAGAUUUUUUUUUUUAAAC